CAGAAGAAGAGUCUUGUUCGAGCCCGUUGUGUCGUUUUCAAAAACUGCAUUUCGUAAAACGAGAAGAGACGUAGAAGCCGCUUAAAUGCAGAUGGAGGACAAACCCAGCCUGCUGCUCUCCUUCCACACUGAACCCAAACAAGAGUCACUGGCUUCUGAUUGUGACAGUGGAGCUCAGUGUUCAUUGGUGGAUUCAGAGAUGACAUCAGUGAAGCAGGAAGACAAAAGUCAAACACUGGGACUGAAUGAUAUUAAAUUUGAAGAGGAGGAGGAGAAUAUUAAGGAUUUAACUAAUCAAGAUGGGAUUGAUGAAAUUGAUACUACAUCUGGAGAGCAACAACAGGAAGAUUACAAAAAUAAGAAGUCUUUCCCCUGCCCCGAAUGUGGAAAAAAAUUCCUGUUUAUAUCACAUUUAAAAAGACACAAUAUCAUACAUACAGGAGAGAAGCUUUACUCCUGUUCUGAGUGUGGGAGGAGUUUCUCUCAUCUAUGUAACCUUAAAACUCACCAGCGCAUUCAUACAGGAGAGAAGCCUUACUUCUGUUCUGACUGUGGGAAGAGUUUCUCUCUACUAGGUUCCCUUAAAACUCACCAGCGCAUUCACACUCGAGAGAAACCUUACUCCUGUCCUGAGUGUGGGAUGAGUUUCUCGGACUCAAAAAGCCUAAUACAUCAUCGGCGCAUACACACUGCAGAAAAAUCUUACUCCUGUCCUGAGUGUGGGAAGAGUUUCCCUAAUCUAGGUACCCUUAAAGCUCACCAGCACAUACACCCUGAAGAGAAACCUUACUCCUGUUCCAACUGUGGGAAGAGUUUUAUUUCAUCAUCUAAUCUUGCUAGUCAUCAAAGAUUGCACACAGGACAGAAGCCAUACUUUUAUUCGGACUGUGGAGAGAGUUUAUCUGAAUUGGGUAGCUUAAAAGAUCACCAGCACAUACCUACUGGAGAGAAACCUUACUCCUGUUCUGAUUGUGGAAAGAAUUGCUCUGAUUUACAUAGCCUUAAAGCUCACUUGCGUGUACAUACUGGAGAGAAACCUUACUCCUGUUCUGACUGUGGGAAGGGUUUCUCUUACUCAGGUAGCCUUAAAACUCACAUGCGCAUACAUACUGGAGAGAAACCACACUCCUGUUCUGACUGUGGGAAGAGAUUUUCUACUUUACCAUAUCUUAAACGACACCGUCAAAUGCAUACAGGGGAGAAGCCUUACCCCUGUUCUUCUUGUGAGAAGACUUUCUCUCAAUUACAACACCUUGAACUUCACCAGCGUAUACAUACUGGUGAGAAGCCAUACUUUUGUUCUGACUGUGGAAAGAGUUUCGCUAAUUUCAGUAACCUUAAAUCUCACUUGCGCAUACAUACUGGAGAGAGGCCUUACUCCUGUUCUGACUGUGGGAAGUGUUUCUCUAAAUCACAUCACCUUAAAUGUCACCAGCGCAUUCAUACAGGAGAGAAGCCAUACUUCUGUUCUGACUGUGGGAAAUGUUUCUCUAAAUCACAUCACCUUAAAACUCACCAGAAGAGCAUACAUACAGGAGUGAAGUCUUAAGCUGAAGAUACACCUACAAGCCGCCAAAUGCCUCCGCUGCUCUGAAGGGGAUACUUGAGUGCAUGUUGUCACCACCACAAAUUGUAUAUGAGCGUGUUCAUCCCUUGAGUUUGAUGCCUCGAACAUUGCUUCCUCAUCUGAAGCAAGGUCCAUUCUGUAAAUACAUGAGUUAUUU
Esox lucius (northern pike) is the source of this 1724-nucleotide messenger RNA. RefSeq names its product zinc finger and SCAN domain-containing protein 2-like. The record is from RefSeq and is a predicted model, not a curated record. The coding region runs from base 86 to 1549 and encodes 487 amino acids. Lineage: Eukaryota; Metazoa; Chordata; Actinopteri; Esociformes; Esocidae. The transcript is spliced from 3 exons.